AACACGAGAGGCACAGAGAAGCGGAGAAGCGGAAUGAGAGGAGAUGAAGCCUGUUCAAGUGGUUACAUGCUGCAAGCAACACUAGCUUUUCUGGAGACCAGAAGCUUCUCAAUAUUACAAUGACACCGAGUCAUGGAUAUACAGUCAUGGUUCAUCUCAUGAGCCGCCUGAUCAAUAUUUGAAGUGGAGAAACCGAUGCUGACUGUUUCUGAGCAACACCUAUUGAAUUGGGACAUACUGUGGGAUUAACCGCUGGGCUCUGGAACUUCACAUCUUAAAAUGUCAGAUCACGAGGACCUGACUAAAUCCAUGGGACACUGGAACGCCUCCGAGAGCUACCAGCUCAACCCAGCCAGUGUCAUUGUGUCUGUGGUCUUCUCGCUCAUCUUCCUCUUAGGGACCAUUGGGAACAGUCUGGUACUGGCUGUGCUCCUCAGAAGUGGACAGGUUGGGUACAACACCACCAAUCUGUUCAUCCUCAACCUCAGCGUAGCCGAUUUCUUCUUCAUCAUCUUCUGUGUGCCUUUCCAAGCAACCAUCUACUCUCUGGAGGGUUGGGUUUUCGGGUCCUUCAUGUGCAAGGUGGUUCAUUUCUUCAUCAACCUCACCAUGUAUGCUAGCAGUUUCACUUUGGCGGCAGUGUCUGUGGACAGGUAUCUUGCCAUCCGUUACCCCUUGCGCUCCAGAGAACUGAGAACGCCGUGUAACGCCGUAGUCGCGAUGGUGGUCAUCUGGGGCCUGUCGCUUGUUUUCGCCGGGCCUUAUUUGAGUUACUACGACCUCAUCGAUUUCGAGAACAGCAAUGUGUGCGUACCUGGGUGGGAGGAGCAUAACCGUAAGGUUCUGGACACCUGCACCUUCGUUUUCGGCUAUGUUAUUCCUGUGCUCAUCGUGAGCCUUUCCUACACACGCACCAUCAAGUACCUCUGGACAGCAGUCGACCCCCUCGAUGGGAUGUCGGAGUCGAAACGAGCCAAGCGCAAGGUCACCAAGAUGAUCAUCAUAGUCACAGUGCUCUUUUGCAUCUGCUGGCUACCGUACCAUGUGGUCAUUUUGUGCUACCUCUACGGAGACUUUCCCUUCAAUCAGACCACGUAUGCCUUCAGGCUGCUGUCCCACUGCAUGGCCUACGCCAACUCCUGCCUCAACCCUAUCGUUUACGCCCUGGUGUCCAAACACUUUCGCAAGGGCUUCAAGAAGGUCUUCAGCUGCAUCCUCAGCAAAAAGGGACGAAAUAAGGUGCACGUGGUCCAUGUGGCCAACACUGUCCCAGGCUUCGAAGCGGGAUCCACUGAAGUGUCUCAAAUGAAUGAAGAGAACGCCAGACAGAACGAGAGCGAAAUGGUCAACCGCCCACUCGCAGAGCCGCAGGACGCCACUAUGACUAUAACGUUACCCUUCCAGAAUCAGCCAUGAAAAUAAAGCGUACGGCUAAUGAUGCCUUACAGAAGCCUUAUUAAAAAACUCAAACGGAGCCGGAGGAUUUCAGCAGCUUUGAUCGACAUCACAACGGUUUUGCACUGAAUGAGCACAGUAGAGAUGGCAGUUAAGAUUCAAAUCGCUGUGCAAAAUGAAAUCGUAUAUUCAAUUUGGUUCUCCUACAAAUGCAUCUUUGUGUUUUGCUUGGUUAUGUUGGUGCCAAUGCUAAACAAUGUCUUAUUUGCAACCUCCUCUCUUUUUUUAGCAGCAUCGUCUGUUUGUUUCCUAUUGAAGUGUUACCCUCUGAGCAUGUUUCAAUUUAAUGCUGUGAUGACGACUAUUCUCCUGUGAAAAUUUGUUACCAAUUAUUUAAUGUCUUUAAUAUCUGAAGAGCCCCGUGUCUUUAUGUGAGCAAAGCUGUGAUUUCCUACUGUGCUUGAAGCUUUUAAGAGGACUCUUUGAUUAUGCUCCUCAGCUUCGCUUAACAAGCUCUUUAAAAAAAUAUGCUUGUGUUAAAUACGGUAUGUACUUGCGUUUACCUCUAAUAUUCUUUGCCGUUUUAGUAAGUCUUGAAAUUA
Rhinichthys klamathensis goyatoka is the source of this 1997-nucleotide messenger RNA. It is a transcript of the gene galr2b, whose product is annotated as galanin receptor 2b. Bases 280 to 1416 code for a protein of 378 amino acids. Gene Ontology annotation, cellular component: membrane. The transcript has 4 exons. NCBI's taxonomy places the organism in Eukaryota, Metazoa, Chordata, Actinopteri, Cypriniformes, Leuciscidae. Gene Ontology annotation, biological process: G protein-coupled receptor signaling pathway. Gene Ontology annotation, molecular function: G protein-coupled receptor activity. The record is from RefSeq and is a predicted model, not a curated record.